Hermetia illucens (black soldier fly) is the source of this 2708-nucleotide messenger RNA. RefSeq names its product organic cation transporter protein. Gene Ontology annotation, molecular function: transmembrane transporter activity. Lineage: Eukaryota; Metazoa; Arthropoda; Insecta; Diptera; Stratiomyidae. The record is from RefSeq and is a predicted model, not a curated record. The transcript has 7 exons. Gene Ontology annotation, biological process: transmembrane transport. Gene Ontology annotation, cellular component: membrane. Bases 232 to 1863 code for a protein of 543 amino acids.
GAUAGAUGGAACAGUUUUCCGACUUCGGCUGCACAUGGAAGCGGUUUCCAGUCCGCGGAUCGCUAAUAAACAGAAUCACCACAUUCGAUGUUACGAUUUCAAGUGUUCAGUGAUCUUCACUGUUAUAAUUUGCUAAUAUAACAACAGAUUCCAUUUGAAAAUUGGACUUAGUGUUCUCAAACAUCGCGAUCGGUGAAGAUAUUGGCAAGGAUCUUGUAUCUUAUAGUAGCCAUGACGUUGAUAAGUGUUGCAACGCGAAGUGAUACCGUGCAAAAUAGGCAGUGUAAUGUGCCGUCUAAGGACUCCCAUUCUGAUUUGAUGGAGUCAAGUGCUACGGAUCUGGAUGAUGAUAAUGUUAUUUCCGAGCUGAUUGGUGAUGGUGGACGGUGGCAAUUCACGUGGGCUUUACUAGUGUUCGUUUUUCAGAUACCAACUACUAUGCACAUGUUCACAUUUGUUUUCCAGACCACCCAUAAGGAUUUUUGGUGUGCCAGGCCAGAUCAUUUAAAAUCAAUAAACACCGACCUUUGGAAGAAUCUCACCCAACCCCUGGGCCUUUGUACGAUAUUGGAUAUUGACUACAGCCGUUUCGACGCAUCUAACUUUGAGGAAACCAUGUCGAAUCUAUCGACGAGCAAUCUAGAUUUUCGGAAAUGCACCAAAUUUGAAUAUGACGAUAGCAAAAUGGGGCCAACAAUAACAUCUGAUUACAAUUUGAUAUGUGAUCAAGUAAAUAUGCUGAGUGUGGUGGAAAUGUGUUUCUUGGCCGGAGCAGCUGUUGGAAGUGUUACGAGCGGUUGGAUUUCAGAUAAAUAUGGACGGAAGCAUAUUUUGAUGAUAUUUGUGACGAUGCAGGUUGUUAUUGGCACAUUGAUAAGCUUCACUACAUCACUGCAUAUGUACAUGGUCCUAAGGAUUAUAAUUGGAUUUGCAUCAAUGACUGUCACGGUUGUUAGUUUCGUUCUGGUUGUCGAAUAUGUAAGCGGUCGAUGGCGGAUUAUAAUUGGCAUCUUGAAUCUGUUACCGGUGCCACUCAGUUACGUUAUCACGGCCGGCAUUGCCUAUGUGGCGCGUGAGUGGCGUCUAAUGCAGAUACUGACGUCGUCACCUUGGGUUAUCCUGCUCGUCAUGUGGUAUUGGCUUCCUGAAUCUCCUCGGUGGCUCCUAUCCAAUGGAAAGAUUGAUAAGCUGAAAAUCAGCCUGGAACAAGCGGCACGAAUGAACGGACAAGUGCUACCAUCGAAUUUCGAGAAAACCCUUGAAGUCUACUCGCAAAGGGAGAAGGCCGAGAUCUCAACAAAGGAGCCAGUGCUGGCUGUAUUCAAUAAGGAGUUUCGAAAGACAACUAUCCUUGUAAUUAUUGUCUGGUACUCGAUGAUCCUUCUAUACUUCGGACUAACGUUACAUCUGAAUAAUUUGGGAGGAGAUAUUUACAUGAAUACCGUUAUUAGUGGUCUCCUGGAAGCCUUCACUAUCUGCAUUAGUAUUCCUAUCGUUUUGAAGAUAGGCAUGCGACCCAGCGUUGUGAGCUACAUGGUAAUAGCUGGAGUGGCGUGUUUAGGUGUUAACUUCGUUCCAGAAGGGAAUCUAUGGAUCAUAAUCAUGUUAGCUAUUAUAGGUAAAUGCUUAAUUGGGGCAAAUAACGCCAUGGUUUCAACAUACACAGCCCAACAGUACCCCACGAUGAUCAGGAACUUUGCUGUCGGUGUCGGGAAUUUCGCAGCUGGAUUGGCUUUAAUAACAAUACCGUAUAUGUGGUUGUUGGAAAGAGUACAAGUCUACUUGCCCAUGUCUAUAAUGGGAUGUGCUGGCAUUGUUGCAGGCAUCGGUCUAUACCUCAUAAAAAAUAAUCCACAAGUUUAGAGCAAUGCAAUCCAGAUUGUUAUGUUUUUAUGUAAAGUUGAUUUGUGAUGUAAACAUGAACAUUAUUACCUAAAAUGGGGCUAUUAUGCUUCGCCACGAAAAGUAUUAAUUUAGUUUAUAAUACUGAGUGUAAUUUAGUCCUUAAAUGUAAGUUCAACCCUUCUGUGGAAGUAUGUUGGAAUUGUAUUUAAUCUUAAGCAAAAUAGAAGAUACUCUCAUGAAUAAUACCACAAAAGUCCUGCAGUUUCUGGAGUACUACAUUCUAAAAUCAUUACAGCAAAAAAGGAUCUACAAAAGGUUCCACGAUAUAAUCCAUAACCCUGUCAUACUGGAUCUCUCCAAGGAUAGUCUUUGAAGCUGUACUUAUCACCACAACUUGAUGAAGUAGUAAUUCGCUGAGUUCAGACUCCUUGGUAAGCUUUCAGAUUUUUUUUCACUCGGAAAAUCAUAUACGAUGAAAACUUUCAUCAAAUUAUAAAAGGGUAGCAUCUGAGGAGUUAGACCUCCAAUUCGUUACCUCCCGAGAGCUGAGAGACCGGAAUCGCAAAAUCAGUUAAGGAACAGUACCUUAUUCACCUCAGGAGCAUAUCCAUGAGUUGUAUCUUCUUGCUUAAACAAAAGUAAAGAACGUACUUACUCAUACGCAGAUACCUUCACUUUUAGUAGACAAACCUGUAUAAUGUCUUGCGGUUUUGAAAACUUUGCAAAUAUAUCAUGUGUCUCUCAGAGAAGUAUUGCCCCCAUCCAUGUAUCUGAUAGAAUAGUUAGAAGCUUACUUAGUAUUUUUAAGUGUUGUGAAUUUGUAAAUUGUAUAUUUCAUUGAAUAAACGAAUUUUAUUCUAAGU